Messenger RNA from Sinocyclocheilus rhinocerous, 817 nucleotides. Its product is annotated as acid-sensing ion channel 2-like. The coding region runs from base 74 to 817 and encodes 247 amino acids. Gene Ontology annotation, biological process: sodium ion transmembrane transport. Gene Ontology annotation, cellular component: plasma membrane. Gene Ontology annotation, molecular function: ligand-gated sodium channel activity. The transcript has 4 exons. NCBI's taxonomy places the organism in Eukaryota, Metazoa, Chordata, Actinopteri, Cypriniformes, Cyprinidae. The record is from RefSeq and is a predicted model, not a curated record.
CACACACUCACACACUCAUGCACGGCUGGAUGUUGUGUCGUUAGGCUGCACGUGAGGUGUGUGCGUGCCAGCAAUGGACCUGAAGGAGGGCUGUGGAAGCGAGGCCAGCCGUGAGACUGAGAGUGGAGGCAUGGGGAGCCUGGGAGGCCCCACGUCUUGGCAGUCCUUUGCCCAUCGAAGCACCCUGCACAGUUUACGCUUCAUCUUCCCCUACUCCACUUCUUCCUCCCCCUACCGCUCCACUUCACGCCGUCUGCUCUGGAGCGCGGCCUUGCUGGCCAGCCUGGUCCUACUUGUCCUGGAGAGCACCGAACGGCUGGCGUACUUCCUCUCCUACCCCCACGUCACUAGUGUGGAUGCUAUGGUUUCUGGCAGCCUAGUCUUUCCCGCCGUCACCGUCUGUAAUCUGAACGCCUACCGUUUCACGCGUCUCACGCAGAAUGACCUCUACCACGCCGGGGAACUGUUGGCCCUGCUGGACGUGCACCUGCAGAUCCCUGAGCCGCACCUGGCCGAGCCCCACGUGCUGGCCUUUCUCACGGAGAAAUCCAACUUCACUAACUAUCGGCCCAAGCCAUUCAGCAUGCAGGAGUUCACUGAACGAGUGGGCCACGACCUGAAGGAGAUGAUGCUCUACUGCCGUUUCCAGGGCCAGGAGUGCAGCCACCAGGACUUCAAAACGGUCAUGCCAGAGCUCCAGUAUAAAGUUCCAGCCUCGCCUAUUGAUCUGUGUGCCAAACGCUUUCCUCGCUUAGAGUUUAUGAGAGGUGAUGAGAGCUCAAGUAGCCGUCCACUUCCUCAGGCUCUGCUGUCUUAA